AUUUUUUUAGUAUAUUUAAUAAUUUUUUUUAUACCUAAUAAAAAGAUUAGAUCAAGCUAGUCUAACCAUUUUAUGAGCCUUGAUAAGAAAGUGGUAUUAAAUGCUUCAUAUUUGGUAAAAACAAAAUGGAAUAAAUGGCAUGAAGGCGAAAUAUGUGCUAAGCGACCUAUAGAAGAUGCUCAAAAUAUAAAUGUUAAGGAAUACUUUGUCCAUUAUAAAGGAUUGAAUCGAAGGUAUGAUGAAUGGAUCACCUUAGACAAAAUUGAUUUUAAUUCAUAUAAAGAUCCAUACGAAGAUCCAGAAGUUAUUUUGCUGAAAGCUGAAUUGGAUAUUCUUGAAAAAUCUGCUGAAACUAACAAAAAUAUUUUAACUCGUAAUCGUAUGAAAAAAAGAAUGUCCCAUAAAAUUGCUAGAGGAGAAAUGGUUCUAAAUGAUUUGAGAAAAAAGGCUAGAAGUGAUACUAUUAGUGCCACCUUGGAAAAAGAAUUUAAAGAGUUUACCAAAGUUAAAUUUAUAACAUCAGUACAAUUGGGGAAAUACAUCAUGGACACUUGGUAUUUUUCUCCUUAUCCAAAUGCUUAUGGUAAAAGCUCAAAUUUAUUCGUAUGUCACAUUUGCUUAAAAUACUUUAAAUCAAAAUCCACACUUUACAAACAUAUAAUGGAUUGCAAUAAUAUAACCCCACCUGGUUGUCAGAUUUAUAAACAUAAUAAUUUAGCUUUAUUUGAAGUUGACGGAGAAAAAUACAAGUUAUAUUCUCAGUGUCUCUGUCUAUUGGGCAAAUUAUUCAUAGAUCAAAAAACAGUGUACUAUGAUGUGGAUUCCUUUCUUUUUUAUCUUUUAUUUGAAAUUGAUCAUAACAAUGAAAAAUACCAAUUAGUUGGUUAUUUUUCAAAGGAGAAAGAAUCAGAAGAUAACAAUAACAUUGCGUGUAUAGUAGUGUUUCCUCCAUUCCAAAAGAAAGGAUAUGGCAAAUUCCUUAUACAAAUAAGUUACGAAUUAUCUAAGCGCGAACACAUCAUCGGACAACCAGAAAAACCAUUAUCCUAUCUAGGUCAAAAAUCAUAUCAAUGUUUUUGGAGGUGGAAAAUUUUGCAAAUAUUGGAUAGAUAUAUCCACGAAAAUAAGAAUAACAACGGAGAGAGCGAGUGCUUAAUUAAUGUGAACGAUAUCAGUUUGGAAACUAGUAUCAACAGGGAGGACAUUUUAAGCACUUUGGAUAAACUGAAUUUGUUAAACUAUUGGCUAAAUGAUUCCCACACUGUGUGUAUUCCCGCAAAUCAAAUAAGAGUAAUUAUGAACGAUUCAAAUUUAUGCAAAAAACCACACAUACCAAUAUAUCCCGACUGUUUUAUAUCUACAAUUUAAAGAACUAAUCCCUUAGGGAUUUUAUAUUUUAAUUCCAUAUUGUUAUAACAUUUGUGGUCGACUAAUAACUAUAUAACUCCAAGAUGGCUGUUUAUC
Gordionus sp. m RMFG-2023 is the source of this 1464-nucleotide messenger RNA. RefSeq names its product histone acetyltransferase KAT8-like. Gene Ontology annotation, molecular function: histone H4K16 acetyltransferase activity; transcription coregulator activity. The coding region runs from base 73 to 1368 and encodes 431 amino acids. The transcript has 10 exons. Gene Ontology annotation, biological process: positive regulation of transcription by RNA polymerase II; negative regulation of DNA-templated transcription. Gene Ontology annotation, cellular component: MSL complex; chromatin. The record is from RefSeq and is a predicted model, not a curated record. NCBI's taxonomy places the organism in Eukaryota, Metazoa, Nematomorpha, Gordioida, Chordodea, Parachordodidae.